This is a messenger RNA of Rhododendron vialii, 1143 nucleotides long. RefSeq lists its product as uncharacterized. The transcript has 4 exons. NCBI's taxonomy places the organism in Eukaryota, Viridiplantae, Streptophyta, Magnoliopsida, Ericales, Ericaceae. The record is from RefSeq and is a predicted model, not a curated record. The coding region runs from base 89 to 964 and encodes 291 amino acids.
GUUGUUGCAUCUACCUUAUUCAUCACUUGAAACAGCUAGCUCUCCCUUGUCUUUUGGUUCUUUCCCAUAUCCACAUUCUUGACCACUAAUGGCAAUGAAAGCUGUGCUGCUUCUUCUUGUAGUUUCUUCAUGGAUUUCGUCCUAUGUUAUGGCACAUGACCAUGAGCAUGUCUAUCCCCCAGCGAAGGCUCCAGGCCAUGAAUAUUACAAACAUCAUUAUCAUCACGCUCCGAUGCACUCACCAGAGGCUUAUGAUCAUCAUCAUGAGGAACACCACCACCACCAUGAGAAACAUGAUCGUCACGAUGAACAUUAUAAACAUCAUCCUCAUGCUCCAAUGCAUCCACCAGAGGCUUAUGAUCAUCACCAUCAUCAUCAAGAGGAAAAUGAUCAUCAUCAUCAUGAUGAACAAUAUAAACAUCAUUCACAUGCUCCGAUGAAUCCACCAGAGGCUUAUGAUCAUCACCAUCAUCAUCAUGAGGAAAAUGAUCAUCAUCGUGAUGAUCAUGAUCACCGUGAUGAGCAUGAUCAUCACCAUGAUGAACAUUAUAAACAUCAUUCUCAUGCUCCUAUGCAUCCGCCAGAGUCUUAUGAUCAUAACCGUCACCAUCAUGAGGAACAUUAUAAACAUCAUUCUAAUGCUCCGAUGUAUCCACCAAAGGCUCAUGAUCAUCAUCAUUUUUAUGGUGAUCACACUCACCACGAUGAUCAGCACCACCACGAUGAUCACCAUCAUCUUGCUUAUGCUCCGAGAAUUGCCCCUAUGCAUUCCGAAGAGAGGUUUAGAACAGCAAGUCCACAUACGGCUCCUAUGCAUGGUCGUCGUUGCCUAUUCAAGUGCAAGCGCUACUGCGAAAAACAGAAAGACCACCACAAGGAAAUGCAUGAUAGCGAAAAAGACCACCACAGGGAAACACCAUCAUGCAUGAAAGAAUGCUUUACUUUCUGUAAAAAAAAUGCAUGAAGGAUUACGGGGACAUCAACGGCAACAAUCUCAAUUGCCCUUGAAAUCGGAUGCCGAUCGAUCUGCUCUAGCUUUCUCAAUCACUGCGUGAUUUCCAAUUGUUUUUUGAUGUUUUCUCAUAGUUGUUGAAUCAUAUUUUAUGUUGUAAUAAAUGGCUUGUAGAAGCCUCUUGUUGGGAC